AUGCAGCCGGCGGGCGUAAUUGCCACAGUGGCAGCUCUGCUUGCAGCAAACGGGACGUCGGUGCUGGACUGCGUCUGCCGGCACCUCAUCAAUGUUACUGACUCUGGCAGAAUCUAUCAAUUGAGCCCCGCUGAAGGUUUGGUGCGAUGGAACUACUGUGCUGAUAAAUUAGCUGCUAGUAGUGAUGAGCAUACGAGUAGCCCGUGGAAGCUCGUGAGUCAGAGUGCAGACCUCGAGGUGACUGAAGAACGUUUUGCAGCUUGGUCACCGGGGUUCACAACGUGCGGCAGCCUGGAGCAGCCGCCCCCCGCGGUCUCAGCUGCGCAGCGCCUGGCAGACCGCCUCUGGGACUCCGGACUGUCACCGCCGCCAGCAGCUGGAGCGGAGGAGGGAGGGGGGUGCGCCGGCGCCCUGGCGCAGCUCCGCCGCCUCACGGGGCCCGAAUCCUUGCAACUCGUCGAGGAGCUCGAGUGCCAGAUCGCUGACGACUGUAUCGACUCCCGCUGUGUACCGAGGUUGAACAACAUGGAAUGGAACGUGACAACGCUGCAAGCGGCUGAUCUGAGGCAUCAUAUCCUGUCCCAGUCAGCGCGUGCUGUUCGGCGCAUCGCAAGAGCCACGUCCGGCAGGGUGAGAUGUGAGAGGUGGCGUGGUGUUCCGUUAGAGUGGUUGGAUAAACCUGGACUGCAGGCCCAGGCGGCUGUUUUCCGGGGACGACUCUCCAGCUACUGGCGGGACUCGGUGCAGCUGCUCUCACUCAGUGCGACGCACGCCUCACAGCUGUUGGUUCCCCUCGCAUUCGAAAGUAUGGGUAACCACGCAAGUGAUCAGCAACUCCACGGUUGGAUUAAGGACAUGGAACGUGUGAAAGACAUGCUGCGCACGAAAUUAACCGGAUGGGUACAUGACAUGCAAUUAGCCGGCAAACAGGUGGAGCACUACGAGGUGGAAGAAGACAAGGACCACCCAGGCCACUUGAUACUCAGGCGGCCGCUGUUGAGUGAACGCCUGCUGCGCUAUCAGCCGUGGAGCCCCUCCUUUGACGACGACUACAGUGCGCUGUGCAAGGAGCGGCAGCCAGAGGCGUCGCAAAUGUUCAGCCUCGCUCACGAACUGUACGCCUUCCAUCGUUUCUACUGGUACCAUGCAGCUGAGAGCGUCGGUUUAUCCUACGGAGAUGAUGCCAAGAUUGUAGACGAGGAGUGGCAGCUGGAGGACAGAAGCCACGAUACGCUCUCCGUGGACACUGACUGCGUGCAGCUGUUGGUGAACGCCCUGGACCACCCCACGUGUCCGCUGGAAGACCUGCCACUGGAAGCCGUGAAGCAGCGCGAGCAGUGCCGCGAGCAGCUGUGGGACGACGUGGUGCAGAGGUCGCCCCACAUACCCGUCACCAGCUACCUGGCCUACACGCAGAGGGCAAACGUCAACCUCUGCCUGCUGGCCUGGAUGGCGGUCAACUCGUACGGCAUUUGUCAGGACGUCCCGUUCAGUAUGAUACAGUCCGUGCACGAUGCUCGCUGCUAUUUCGAUACUCCCGACGAUCAAUCAUGUCUGCAGUCGAACGCUACAGAAGCAAUGUGCUCUGUUUCCAGAGCUAUUCUGUUGCUAAAGUGUCGCGACUUUUCCUCCAUUAAGACUUCCCAUAAUUGUACGUUCAGUACGUUGGGAUCUCUAUCGGUCUAUAGUAGGAGUAGUAUACUGGAUCAAAAGCUAACAGAACAAACACUGAACUACAAAAACAGUUUAAACAACGCCACCUUGAAGUACAAGGAUUUCAAAAUCGACAGCUUGAAGCCUUUAGAAAUGUCAUUUAUACUGAUAAAUAUCAUUUUCCGUUUUUCGACUGCCGGAGUAUACAUGUACCUUCCCCAGUUGCGCAACUUGCCUGGAAAGAUACUCUUGUCAUUUCAGAUCACGUGCAUAGUCCAGAUCCUGUGUUCUGAGGUCGUGUAUCGUAUGGCAGGCGUCCCUGACUUACCUACAGCAGUGCUGAUAGACAGCGCCCUCACACUUCUCAGCUGUUUCUGGCUGAACUCAUUCUGCUACCACAUGUACGCUUGUGUUCGCCAUCUCAGGCUUCCUGACCAGCUACUACCUGCUGAAGUAAGCCAGUUAUUCCGUCGUGAGGUGCUGUGCGUGUUUAUACCGUGCAGUAUAGUGUGUGUGGCAGCUGUUGCUUUGGAAAAGACGAGUAAAUAUUACCUGAUCUACAGUCGCAUAGUAGUCCUUGCAGGGAUUUCAGUGUCUGUGGGAUUCAAUUUCGUUUGUCUCGGACUGCUUGGAUACAUGUACCUACGUAAUCGGUGCUCCAUGCGGCAACUCGAAAUUGUUGAUAACAAGAAAUUUGCCUCAAAGAAGGAAUGUCUUUUUAUGUCAGUUAAGGCCAUUAUAAUAAGUGGAACAGGAAUUAUUAUUAGAACUGGGUUCCACCAGGCUCAGGGAAUAGCGCAGGUAGUGUACUACAUGCAUCUAGUUACGAUGGUGCAAGGACCAGUGCUCUUCGUCUGUUUCGUUUGCAAUGGAACGACGCUCCCCAUACUGAAGAACAGGAUACUUCUUUGGUGGAACCCAACCAACAUACCUGCAGGUCUAGAGCUGUGUUCGGCAGCCGAGAGGAAUCUGGCCAGGAGAAACAAUGAACAGUCUCCCUUUUCAGAAUCCUCGCUGUAGCCUCCUUCAGUAUUUUUCGCAAAUAACUGUCUCCACACUACACUGCAUUAAGCCCAACAAUAAAAAUGGACUCUACCUGGUAUGACAAUAUUAAAUGUCAUUAAAUCGCAUAUCGUACAGCCAGUACUUCUCUUUCCUAACGUCUCCUUCAUUUAUAGCUGUGUGCUUAUUUGUGAGUGGUAGCCUCUGUCUACCUACUCUAAUGCACUGAGGCUACUCACUAAAAUUGUGGGGAAAUGCCUCGUGUAUACAAUAAGCUGCGUCAAUCACACGGCCUGUUAUAUACCAGGAAAACGCAGCACGUUGUCGGAGGAAUUCCCGUUCGUCAGUGUCAUCUACCGUGGCGAUGGUGCAUUUCUGGACACAUGUUCGUAUGACGUCUUUUCUCCAUUUUCCGUCGAGGACCCGUCUUUGCAGUUUGUCGAUUUUAUUAAUGUAUAAUGUAUGAUAUUAGUAUAUAUCAUAUUAUGUCUGAAACAAAGAAAGUUUCCAUUUGUGUAUGAAAGAUGUACUUUUACAUGAUUUGUAAUUCAAGUACCAUGACAAUAGACGUUCAGAUACUUAAAAAAUCAAAAGAGAAGGGCCAAUGACUGAGUGGUGUGUGCAUGAAAGUGUAAUUGGGUUUGGUGAGCUUAUUAGUGGUUUGAUUACAUAGAGUGGCUCAUACAGGUAUGGUAAUAAAGUAACAGAUGACUUCUUGUGUGAAAUGUGGCUUGAAGUGGACGCAAAGUGUCGAAUGGCAGAGUUAUAUGAGAUUAGCAUUAUUGGGUUUGUGAGACAAGAUGGUGAUUUGUUAAGCUAGUGGUUUGUAAGGGUACUAUGGCAGAUGUUAAAAGUUAAUGUUCCAUGUGCCACUCUUGGGCAAGGAAGAACAUUACUUAAAGGCGUAUUUACAGAAACAGUACUGUGGAAGGAUAAACUUGUGCCAGUACUGUGAGUCCUGGAAAACAUGUGCCAUAGUAGCUUCACUAGAAGCGCACAGUACGCCGAAAUUGUUGUGAUUCGUAAUCAAUAGACGAUCUCCCAUUUGUUCAAAUAAAACCUGAGUGAGCAAAGUAAA
This is a messenger RNA of Schistocerca serialis cubense, 3733 nucleotides long. RefSeq lists its product as uncharacterized. Bases 1 to 2673 code for a protein of 890 amino acids. The transcript is spliced from 7 exons. Lineage: Eukaryota; Metazoa; Arthropoda; Insecta; Orthoptera; Acrididae. The record is from RefSeq and is a predicted model, not a curated record.